Molecule: messenger RNA, 832 nt
Organism: Phacochoerus africanus (Common warthog)
Lineage: Eukaryota; Metazoa; Chordata; Mammalia; Artiodactyla; Suidae
Gene: SCT
Product: secretin
Exons: 5
Coding region: 1-777 (258 amino acids)
Biological process (GO): positive regulation of pancreatic juice secretion; positive regulation of somatostatin secretion; brain development
Cellular component (GO): extracellular region
Molecular function (GO): hormone activity
Source: RefSeq, a predicted model, not a curated record
AUGAACCUGUGCAUCUGCGAUCAGCUGAUUCCAACAAGGUGCCCUGACUGUUUGGUGGGGAGAGAGGAGUUUCUUCAGUACGAGGUGUUGGAACACGCGGACAUCCCCGUGCAAAGCCAUGGAGGAAGCGCCAGCCCUCCCCCGCCCGCGGUGUCCCCCUCGCUCCUCGCUCCCGGGGCGCCCGACCCCAGCGGGGCCGGCCGCGGGGCGCCACCGCGGCGGUGCGGGCGGGCAGGCAGCCGGGCGACAGCUGGGGGGGCGGCCCUGACCUUCCCGCGCGAUCGAUGGGGCGCGGCGCGGAGCCCCGGCGGCUCCGCUAUAAAGGGGCCGCGGUCCGGCGCCCGCUCAGCCCCCGCCGGCGCGCCCACCAUGGCCACGCGGGCCCUGCUGCUGCUGCUACUGCUGCCGCCGCCGCUGCUGCUGCUCACGGGCUGCGCCGCGCGCCCCGCGCCCCCCAGGGCCCCGCGACACUCGGACGGGACGUUCACGAGCGAGCUCAGCCGCCUGCGGGACAGCGCGCGGCUGCAGCGGCUGCUGCAGGGCCUGGUGGGGAAGCGCAGCCAGCAGGAUCCGGAGAAGAGCACAGCCUGGACCAAGUCUGGGGAAGACCACCUCUGCCAGCUGUGGUCCCACAUGCCCGCCCUGCAGGCCUGGAUGCCCAUGAAGCCCCCAGUGGAUCAGGCCUGGUCUCCCUGGCUGCCUCCUGGACUGAGGGCUGGGGCCCUGGUGUCAGAACCAGCCAUCCCUGCUGCGGAGGGGUCCCCGAUGCCACCCUGAGGAAGAAGGAGCUUUCCUCCAUGGACAAGGGGAGCCUGGCGGAGGGGCAGGGUGG